UUCAGUAAUACCAAAUACAGUACGAUCUGUAAUAUUAUGGGGUAUGUUAACGGACACUUUUAACGCAGUAACGACAGCUAGGUAACAUGUUCCAGAUGAUCCGUUACCUUCUCACUGCUUUCAGUUUAUGGUUUGUGUUCACGUUCAGGAAAAAAAAAAAAGAUGUGUGAAGUUCUAUGUGUUUAAAAUUCUUUCAGGAGUGAUUCCUGAGUCUAUUUCAAGUGAAAAAAAAUAAUUUGCUCUAAAUAAUUUGUGGAAUAUUUUAAUUAACAUGUUUUUCUGUAAUUUACUGAAAUGUUUAUUCGAUUCUAAAGAAUUUUUGAACAGAUGAGGACGUGUCGUACGAAUAUUUUAUGCAGUUGGUGUGUCCUGAGAGGUAUUUAGAGUCACAAUGGAAAUUAUGCCAUCUAAAUUUCGUUCACCACCUCCUAAACCUCCACGUCGUCGUCAUUCUGAUCAGCUUAGCAUUUCUCCCUCAGGUACUUAUCCAUCCAGCAGAAAAAAACACUAUGAUGAAAACAAACUGUGCUCAAAAGAGACUCAACGAAAAAUUGGAAAUAGCAUUGGGUGUGGAUCGCUGCCCACAAAUUGGGUUCCCGAUUUUUCAACAGAAACUAAAAAUGAACAUUCAGUGUUCUCAAAAAGAUCAUCUCUAAGUUCAACUCAUUUGAAAAAUGCUUGCAUGAAUUUACAAAUAUGUUCUAGCACUCUUACAAGCAAGGAUAGCAAUUGUUUAAAUGAUACAAUGAUGGAAGUUGAUUGUAAAAAUAAAGAACAUUUUGAGCGUAUUCAAAAGAAGGAAUUACCUUAUUUGGGACAGUUAACAAGAAGUGGCAUUUUUUCUACAAAAUAUAGUUCCAGAGAUUUUUUUGAUUUUUUGUGUAAUGAUAUACAACGUACCAGUGAUGUUCAUGAUAUGCUAAGUGACUCGCCUGAACAUAAAUCAAAUCCAAAAUAUGACCACAGACGUCAUCAUAGUGAUCCUUUACUUUCUUAUCCUGAGGGAUCGUGCUCAAAAAAUAGCUUGGAAAUAUAUGUUACUAAAAGUCAUUCUGUUUUAGAAAACUUAUCUUUAGGUAAUCAGAAUCAUUUAUGUAAUUCUUUUAAUGCUUCUUUUGAAUUAAAAGAUACUCAAAAUUUACAUGAAGAAAUAAAGAACUUAAAGGAAGUUAAUAAUAAGUUAUGGCAACACCUUUGUUCUACUCAAGCUUGCCUAGAAAAACUUACUAAAAAUGCUGAAGAAAAUGUGAAUUCAUUAUCUGUUUCCGAUCUCCUGUCUAGCUUGUACAGUUCACAAAAAGCUAGAGAUUGUGCAAUGGAAGAUAGGAUGAGAAUUAUAUUAGAAGAAAGAGAUGCUGCUAUUCAGGAAUUAGAAAAUAUGGUUCAAAUUAUAGCUAGGAGUUUUAAAGAUGGUGCAAUAGAAAAUGAAGAAAAAUUUUCAGAUAAGGAAAUCAAGGAUCUGCUGAAAGAAAUUGAAGUAACAUAUAAUCCAGCUAAGCUUUUACAACAGCAACGUUUGCUUUUAACGUAUUUAUAUCGCUCUAAGGAGUUAAAACAAGAUUAUAUGAUGCACGAGUUGAAACUUGCAGUUUCUGAAAAUAAUCAUUUGAAAGAGAAGAUGAAAUAUUUAGAAGAAGAAUUAAAGAGUAUGAAAAUUUGUAAUGAGCUUUGGAAUGCUGAUAAUAAGCAUUGGGAAAACAAUUUACUGAAUAUUUUAUGUCAAGUUAUUCAACAAAGGGAUAUUGCUCUUUCUAAGGCUAAUAAUGCUCAAAACUUGGAACAUGCCCAUGGCAGGCUAAAUUAUGAAAGUUCUCGAAUUAUGGAACCACAGAUUGAUGAUAAAGAAUCUCUUCAGAAAAAAAGUGGUAACAUAAUCAGCAGUGUUAAAAGAAAUCUUGAAUCUUCACAUUCUGAUGAAUACAAAUAUGAUGAGAUGUCCAUUGAAACCUUGUCUGAUGAUGAAAUUAGAUUGCUAAAAGGUGAAAUUUUGGUUUUAAAUAAAGCUUUAGAAAUGGAAAUAGAAAAAAGAGAAAAUGCAGAAGAAAAGUGUUUAAGAUUAGAAAGGCUUGUUAGUGUGCUUCAAAGGAAGGUGAAUGGCCAGAAUGUUGGAAUUUCUGUGUAGCACAUCAUGAACUGUUAAACCUAGUCAUCAAUUUUUGUAGUAUAACUAGUCUUUUCAAAACUUUCUAAUAUCUAUCUGCAUAUAUGUAUACUUGUACAUUAUCAUCUAUUGCAAUUAAAAAUUAUAUUUUAUUUUUUAA
Argiope bruennichi is the source of this 2261-nucleotide messenger RNA. RefSeq lists its product as uncharacterized. The record is from RefSeq and is a predicted model, not a curated record. Lineage: Eukaryota; Metazoa; Arthropoda; Arachnida; Araneae; Araneidae. Bases 392 to 2122 code for a protein of 576 amino acids. The transcript has 11 exons.